Rhodamnia argentea is the source of this 749-nucleotide messenger RNA. RefSeq lists its product as uncharacterized. The record is from RefSeq and is a predicted model, not a curated record. The coding region runs from base 91 to 333 and encodes 80 amino acids. The transcript has 3 exons. Lineage: Eukaryota; Viridiplantae; Streptophyta; Magnoliopsida; Myrtales; Myrtaceae.
UCUUCAAAGCUUGUUUGCUGCAGGAGCACAGCGCGGUGCAUCUUCUGCGGUGAUUGAAAAAUCGGAGAGAGACAGAGUGACCACCACGCGAUGUCGUUCUCGCGCCUGUCCAGCUCCUUACCCUUUUCCCGUCUCUUCAAGCAGUUGGAGCAAGAAGCGGAAACAGUAGUGAGGGUGUUGCAGCCCGGACCUUUGGGAAUCAUAGAGCACAAGUUCUCGACUGAGGAGAUAAAUGAGGCCAAUGCCACAGUCUGCCGAGCAGUAGGAGCUUGGAGAAAAAGUGCCGAACUAGAGAAAAGAAACCCGUUCUUGAGAGAUUAUAUCGAAUCAUGAGGGAAGACCGAUAGCUCUACUUCCCACAAGAUCCAUUUCAUCGCUGAUUUGAUUGGUAGCAAUUGUUGAUGGUAGGAAUCAUAGAAGUAGUAAUGAGUGGAAGGCAUGCUAGUUCCUUCUUUUCCUGCCCAGUUGCUAAACUGACUAUUAUUUUUGCCGAAGGAUGUGUAUGCCAUGCAUUGCAUGAAAAAGGAAAUGCGAACUAAGUUGUGCUUGCUCGUACCCUUAAAUUAGGCAGCGAAUGACUCUAUGCUUACCUUUGAGAAGGUGCCUAAUACUCUUGUCUUACUCUUAUGUAGUUCACCUAGCUUUAGAGUGUUUCUGUAGUGAAAAAGUGGAGGUACCUUUCCGAGUUGCAUCAUUGCAGGUUUGAUCUUAUCUUUGCCGCACUUUCUUUCACGGACUCAUAAUGGGAA